Molecule: messenger RNA, 2912 nt
Organism: Ictalurus furcatus (blue catfish)
Lineage: Eukaryota; Metazoa; Chordata; Actinopteri; Siluriformes; Ictaluridae
Product: E3 ubiquitin-protein ligase TRIM16-like
Exons: 8
Coding region: 76-1470 (464 amino acids)
Molecular function (GO): zinc ion binding
Source: RefSeq, a predicted model, not a curated record
GAUCAGAAGGGCGUCUACAGCUGUCCUCAGUGCAGAGACACUUUCACUCCGAGGCCUGUUCUACGCAGAAACAACAUGCUGGCUGAAGUGGUGGAGAAACUGAAGAAGACUGAAGUCCAAGCUGCUUCUCCUGCUCACUGUUACGCUGGACCUGGAGAUGUGGAGUGUGAUUUCUGCGCCCAGAUGAAACAUAAAGCCGUCAAGUCCUGUCUGAUGUGUCUGGCUUCUUACUGUGAAAUUCAUCUGAAACCUCAUCUAGAAAUUCCUGCUUUGAAAAAACACACAUUAAUCGAAGCUUCUGCAAAGCUACAAGAGAAGAUCUGCUCUGAACAUAACAAGCCGAUCGAGAUCUACUGUCGUAGCGAUCAGACCUGCAUCUGUUACUUGUGUACGAUGGAUAAUCACAAAGGACACGACACCGUCACAGUCACAGCAGAAAGAGCCGAGAAACAGAGAGAGUUAAAGGAGGAGCAGAUGAAAUCCCAGCAGAGAAUCCAGGAGAAGCAGAAGAAGCUGCAGGAGCUGAAACAGACUGUGAACACUAUAAAGCUCGGUGCACAGACAGCAGUGGAGGACAGUGAGAGGAUCUUUACUGAGAUGAUCGGCUCCAUGGAGAAAAGGCGCUCGGAGGUGACGGAGCUGAUCAGAGCUCAGGAGAAGGCCGAACUGAGUCGAGCUGAACGACUCCUGGAGCAACUGGAGCAGGAGAUCGCUGAUCUUCAGAGGAGAGUCACUGAGCUGGAGCAGCUUUCACACACACACGAUCACCUCCACUUCCUCCAGGAUUUAGCUUCUCGACGUCGGUCUCCUCCAUUAGACAGAGCAGAUUUUCAGACAUCCAGCAUCACUGACCUUCAACAUCUCUCAUUUGAUGGCGUGAGGAAUUCUCUCUCGGACCUGAAGAAGAGACUCGAGGAAUUCUGUGAGGAGGAAUUCAACAAAAUCCUUCCACAUGCUGCAGCAGUUCAGAUCAUUUCACCAUCAGAGCCACAGACCAGAGAAGACUUUCUGAAAUAUUUACACGCUCUGACUCUGGAUCCCAACACGGCACAGCCUUGUCUCAUUCUGUCUGAGAAGAACAGAGCUGUGAGGUACCGUGAGAAAGAGCGGAACUACCCCGAUUAUCCAGAGAGAUUUGACUCCUGGCUUCAGGUGUUGAGUAAGGAGAGUGUGUGUGGACGCUGUUACUGGGAGGUGGAGAGGAGCGGUGCUGAUAGUGUGUACAUAUCAGUCUCAUAUAAAGACAUCAGCAGGAAAGGACGGGGUAAUGAGUGUGCAUUUGGACGCAACAAUCAGUCCUGGAGUCUGCGGUGUUCUUCUUCUUCUCUCACUUUCUGGCACAACAACAUUAAGACUGAUCUCAGAGUUCCAUCAUCCUCCAGAAUAGGAGUGUAUGUGGAUGACACUAGAGAACAUGACACUAGAGAACUUGCUGGGGAAAAACAUCUGGAAAAGUUCACCAUCCCCUAAUAAAUUAUCUGAAAGUUACAGGGAUAAGUGAGAGACUUUAGUAAUUUAGUAUGAAUAUCUAGUAUUUAUUUGUUUGUUUAUUUAUUUAUUGUUACUUUUUUCCGCUGAAAAAUCCGAUGCCCACCGUCCAGUCCAGUAGGUGGCGGUAAUGCACCUUAUGAUAGUUUCUCAACUGCCUUUAAAACACAAAGAAGAAGAAGAGGACACACACACACACACACACACACACACACACACACACACUAUCGCGCGCGAGAGAGAGAGAGAGAGAGAGAGAGAAAAGCUAAACAAAACAAAUCAUGACACUAGAGAACUUGAUGGGGGGGGAAAAGUGCACCGUCCCCUAAUAAAUUAUGUGAAAAUUACUAGGAUCAGUGAGAGACUUUAGUAAUUUACUAUGAAUAUCUAGUAUAUAAUUAUUUAUUAAUUUAUUAUGUAUUUAUUAUUGUUAUUAUUAUUACUUUUCUUCAUGCCAAUUUGCUGCCCAUCCUCCAAUCCACCAGGUGGCGGUAAUGCACCUUCAGUUGGUUUGCCAACCGCCAUUAAAACCAAAAGAAGACGGAGAAGAAGACGGAAAGCGCACGUGCGAGAGAGGGAGAAAAUGGAGGAGAAAUAAAGAGUAUAACCCAGAAGAAGAGUUGAGUUUUAUUUAAACCGGUUUUGGAGUGUAAACACACUGUUUAUGUUGAAGGCACCUUUCAGCGCGACAGUGACCCAUAUUGAGCGGGUUCUCUCCUGGGAACUCGGUCUUAUUUGAGCAGACAGGUUUCCUCUGAAUAAAGAGGUCGUGUGAGAUGUUUGUGGAGGAACAGAGUCUUCAGGAAGCGUUUAUCCACCUGGAGGAGAUGUUCUUCUCUUCGUUCCGAAGAGUGAACGAAGAGUGAACUUCAGAAGACUGAAGUCCAAGCUGCUUCUCCUGCUCACUGUUAUGCUGGACCUGGAGAUGUGGAGUGUGAUUUCUGCACCGGGAGAAAACACAAAGCCGUCAAGUCCUGUCUGAUGUGUCUGGCCUCAUUUUGUGAAACUCAUCUGAAACCUCACUAUGAAGUUCCUUCCUGGAAAAAACACACAUUAAUCGAAGCCUCAAAACGGCUACAAGAGAAGAUCUGCUCUCAACAUAACAAGCUGAUGGAGAUCGUAGCGAUCAGACCUACAUCUGUUACUUGUGUAUGAUGGAUAAUCACAAAGGACACGACACCGUCACAGUCACAGCAGAAAGAGCUGAGAAACAGAGAGAGUUAAAGGAGGAGCAGAUGAAAUCCCAGCAGAGAAUCCAGGAGAAGCAGAAGAAGGUGCAGGAGCUGAAACAGGCUGUGAACACUAUAAAGCUCAGUGCACAGACAGCAGUGGAGGACAGUGAGAGGAUCUUUACUGAGAUGAUCAGCUCCAUGGAGAAAAGGCGCUCGGAGGUGAUGGAGCUGAUCAGAGCUCAGGAGAAGGCU